Messenger RNA from Penicillium salamii, 1251 nucleotides. Lineage: Eukaryota; Fungi; Ascomycota; Eurotiomycetes; Eurotiales; Aspergillaceae. The record is from the annotation of a GenBank genome assembly.
AUGAAGAUGCAGUUUCGUGCUGCUCUGGCGUCUCUGUCAUUGUCUUUCGCUUCAACACUGGCUACUGCUAGUAUCACCGAAGCCAUAGCCUCAUCUGAUGACUCGCGCCAAAUAAAAAAUGAGAAUCUCUCAUCAGCCGAGAUUUUCCGGCGCAACUCCCAGGUUGCAUCCCGUCUGUCAGAAGGACCAGCCCGGGGGAUUCGAAAGAUGAGCGAUGAUGAAGGCGAAAAGUUCUUCCUCGACUACUGGGACUUUAUGGGCUCGACAGGUGACACUGACUCACAACUACCGGAAGGAUUCAACCAAACCUUACUAUCUACGGAUUUCGACAAUGGUUACUCACCUGCGAGGUUGGUAGGGCGGUCAUUUCCGUUUGGGUCCUCCACUCCCUCGGUAUUUGGAGAUGGUCUCCAGGCACGGCAUUUCAAAUGCCCGGUCGGCACAUGGGCCUGCACGUCAAUCGGCCGAUCCGAUCGCUGUUGUGGGUCCGGGGAGACAUGUGAAAUUGUCAAAGACACGGGCCACGGUGAUGUAGGCUGCUGUGCCCUUGGGAAGACAUGCAAUGGAUUGGUUGGUUCAUGCGCCGCUGGCUAUACGGCUUGCUCGCAGGCACUGGGCGGAGGGUGUUGUAUUCCGGGAUAUCAUUGUGUUGAAGGGGGAUGCGCAUACAUAACAGUUGUCACUGUGACUGUUCAUUCAACCGUGAUGCUAUCCACGGUCACCUACUCUACGGCUCCGCAAACCAGCACAUCACCUACCAGUUCGCCUCGAACUACUUCAACAGAUACAAAUGACGGGUUGGUACCACCGGCCCGACCGACAAGUCUCUCAACGGCGACAAGCAUGACCCGGGGUGAUGACACCUGCCCGACUGGGUUUUAUGCUUGCUCUGCUGUUUACCACGGGGGUUGCUGCCGCACAGGACGAGACUGUGAUACCACUUCAUGCCCGACAACAUCCUCCACCACUUUUAUAUCCAACGGAGUGACGAUUGUUGCGCCAGUGGAAACGGCCACAGAGGAAGCGAAAGCUACUGGAAAUCGGUGCGCCAAGGGAUGGUUUCACUGUGCCGACACUGUAGGCGGAGGGUGCUGUCCUCAGGGAUUUGCAUGUGGUGCUAGCUGUACGGCAACUGACACCGCGUCCAAGACGACUGUUGGUAAGGAGCAACCGACCAGCGGAGACGGAUUCCAGUUGGGAGUUAGUAAAAUGUUCCUGUUUAGCGUAUUGGGUAGCAUCUGGAUGUUUUAA